CUCUCGGACCCUGUUUAUAUUUUCCAUUGGUGGUCUGUCUCUCAAUAUCGUAAUGGUUUGUGCAUAAAGGUUUUCUUAUUGUCGAGUCCAGGCAAAGCAUCAUUAUUCAAAGAUUACGACUGCGAAACAAAUUUGAGCAUUUCUAACGUUAUUAAGAGCUCCGGUAAAUGAUGGACAUCAUGAACACUUUUGAUUUUCACACACAGUUAACCUCCAUAAUGGAAGUGUUGGCGAAAGCAGCUGUUGUUGAAAUAGGCAAACUUUUUGAGGAUAAUUAUUCUAUGUUGGGAUUAGAGAUAUCGCGAUGUACAAACGAAAACGACUCACUGAGAAAGAAAUGUCUGUUUCUGGAGACUGAACUUCAGGCUGCCCGGAGAAACGCCAGCAGAAUGAACGAGACUGAAGCUUCAUUCAGCGUCAGCGACGGACCGACAGACACUGGACAUCGUCCUGCAAUUGACAAUGUGUUUGGUAAGGACUGGUGCAUGGACUUGUGGAGACACGAGGAGUCAAACAUUGGUCAAAAUGAAGACACAAAUCUGAGCUCUUCAGUUAACACAGUAGAGACAGUAAAUUUGUUGGAUAACAAACCAGAUCAAAACCUGAUUAAGGAUGAGACGUUUGAGGAUUGCCCAAGUAAAAAUAAAUCUGAAGAUAAAAGCAACAGUUUGAGAAGUACAGGACCUGCAGUGGGCAGCAAUGAGAGAUGUGAGGCUGAGACCUCAGCAGAUUUUAUCACAUACACAAUACCUACGUAUGACCAAGUGCAAUCAAACCUACAGCGGAGACGCCCUAAAAAGAAAAAAAUUCCUAAAGCAAGACUUUCUACACAUGAAAACAGUCCAACGCAGCCACAUUUAAAAACUGAUGAGCUUGUUUCAACUUUUACCAGUAGUGUUAAAUUCCGCAGUACACAAAACCAGAAAAGUGCUUCAGAAGAUAAAAAGAUUAAAUGUCUACUUUGUGGAAAAACGUUCAACCAUUUAAGCAACCUGAAAGUACAUUUGCGGACACACUCUGGAGAAAAACCUUUUGCUUGUACAAUUUGUGGCAAACGAUUUGCUAAAAAAACAUACCUAGGAGUACACCACCGGAUUCAUUCUGGUGAGAGGCCGUACACGUGCAUGGACUGUGGGAAGAGUUUUUCCCAAAAUUGUUCUCUUACUGUGCAUCUCCGAAGCCAUACUGGAGAAAAGCCUUAUAGUUGUGUCGAAUGUGGUCAAAGCUUUGUGUACAAACGUGGAUUUAAUACACACCAGUGCAAUACUUAAACUAGAAUAUAUGAAAGUAAAUUAUUUAAUAUUGAACAUCUAUUUUUUUCCAAGUCGAAACAUUUCUGUUACAACAGCAGUGUUGGGUUAUUCUGAUGGCCAUUGUGGUGGUUAUUCUGCCCCAUAAAGGGAAACCUUUAAAAAAAGUCACUGACCAAACUAAAUAAGUGAUCAUACAGUAUACAUUAUAUGGUUGGUUGUUGACCAAAGCAUCUGUCCGCCUAGUUUUUGCAUUGUGUUAGCACUUUUUUCAGACGAUUAACCAUGUAAAAUAGCCUGUUAGUGAAAGUGAUCGUUUUAAUUAGAAAAAGAAAAGAAAUGACAAGCAAAUGAUGAGAUUAAGAGGACACAUACAAAACACAAAAAUACGUAAUUAUUUAUUAGUCAAUGAAUAUAGUCAUUAUUACCAAGAAAUAGAUACUAAAAAAUUAUACUUUUUUUGAUGGGGGUAUAGGCAUAGUUUUACCUGGAUAAAUAACCGUUUAUAUAUUGUCACCUUUUGUUUUGUUUCUUAAAGAAAUGUUUACACUGUUAGUAUUUCGAACUUAAGUGUUUAUUCGAAUACAAUUUUACAGUUUUAACUUAUACUUCGUUUUGCAUUUUUAGUGGUACACACACAUAAAACAAUAAAAAAAUAAAAAAGUAUUUUUUCAUUAUUGUUAUGACAUAUUUAUAAGUGUUUUUGUGCAAAGUAUUUUUUGGGGUCCUCUGGUUGCUAAGGGUUUAGGUAGUGCAGUCUCUUGCCUGCCGAAAAUUGUUUUUCAGACGCUCGUGUAUACCGCGGUUUACGGUAGUUCACCCCAUGAUCUUUUUUGUCAAACGCUAUGCUUUGUUUCUACUAAAAUACAAUUAGUUACAUUGAUGGUUCUGAAUAAAAUAAACAGAUCAAGGAGUUUGGUGACGAAUAUUUACUAUCUGCAACGUUAUUGAAGGCUCAAUAAUGGAGAUCAUGCACGCUGUUGAUUUUCGGACACAGUUAACAUCCAUCAUGGAAACGCUGGCGAAAACAGCUGUAGUUGAAAUAGGCAAACUUUUCGAAGAAAAUUCCUCUUUCCUCAAAUUAGAGAUAACGCGAUGUACCCGUGAAAAUGAAUCUUUGCAACAGAAAUGUCGCUUGUUGGAGAGUGAACUUCAAGCCGCCCGGAAAACCGCUGGAAAGAUAAACCGGACAGAAGCUUCAUUGAGCCACGGGUCGACAGGUUGUAUAUGUGUAGAUAUCUGUACCCCCACGAGGUUAGAUACUGGUAACUGUAAGCUUUAUAUAACUAAUACACUGCAUGCAUGCUUUCCAGACACUGCACAUCGUCCUGCAAUUGACAAUGUGUUUGGUAAGGACUGGUGCUUGAACUUAUGGAGACACGAGGAGUCAAAUGCUGCUCCAAAUGAGGACACCAAUCUGAGCUCUUCAGGUGUUACAGUAGAGCCUGUAAAUUUGCUGGAAGAAGAACCAGACAUGAUCAUGAUUAAGGAGGAGGCGUUUGAGAAGUGCUCUUCAGAUAAAACAGAGGAAGACCAAAAUAAGAGAUUAAGAGGUGCGAUCCAAAAGCAAGUAAAAGAAAUUCUCCCAGAAUUGGAUUUGAAAAAACUUCAAAAUGUGGUCAAUCAUCUUGUUUAUGUGGUGGGUGUGGAGAAGAUAGAUGACCUUACCUUUGUGGAGGUGACAGAUCUUAAGGACUUCCUGGAACCAAUACAAUGUCGAAAACUAGUCAAAACAUUAAAACAAAAAGAUUUUUUCCAAGAAUCCAAUGAACAAGAUGAAACUCCUACUGAAAUCACGCUCACUCCAUUAUCAUCCAUUGAAUCCAUUCCUGAACAGCCCUUUUUCCCUUAUUGUCCUGCAAAUUCUGAAUGGCUCCAAAGAUUUCAGAUCCCGUGGGACCGCAUGCCUCCGGCUCUCACUCAGGCGACGGCCACUGGGCAAAGGGCUCGACCUGGAGCAAGACGGGAGUUUGUUAGAAUCGUUGUGGCAGCCAUGCAAGCAAUUUGCCCAAACCCAAACCUAGCUGCAUGCAGGGAAGUGGCACGCUGGAUCGUGUCUACCUAUCCCCUGACAUUUGGAGACAUUACUGAGGAAGGGGAACAGCUCGGAAACGGCUACAGUUGCUUACAAAGACAACUGAAGACUAGGGUCGAACAUGUGAACAGAGACAUUAUGGAACACCGGAUUCGUCGACCCAGAAAAGGACUGGCAACAAAGAGAGGCGCGGAUGAGGAAAGUUACGUGGGGAAGAAAUUCAGAAACUGUAAAGCGGACAGUUACGGUUGCGUUAACUGGCAACCUUCCUCCAUCCCGGAGGGAGAGACUCCAAACUCGCUUGAAAUGAAGAGAAAGGUUGCGGCCGAGAUCUUCCAGUCGGCGGGCCCGAGGGCUGUCGAGCUGACCAACGUAGACGACCUGAUGCAGCAGACGUACGUGUACCAACGACACAUGAUCAACUCGUGCCCCCCUCCGUCCAUUAGCGAAAUCGAGCUUAGCUGGCCGUUCCUGUUCACAGAAAGAGGACUCUGCAGGCACUUCAAAACCCUUACUGGGAUUGACAUCAAAAGUCGCUUCGGCGAAACGCUUAAUGCGAAAGCCAAGAGAAUUUUGAACUACUUCAAUAGUCAGAGGCUGAGGUGGAACGAAGAGAUCCAGAGUCUCCUGAGUGAAAUCGAUAGCGACAGCGAUGGGACAGAUAAUAACAAAACUGCCAUAUCUGCCAUUCUGUUAAUGAUGAAGUACUUCAAGGAAAAGGAAACAUCUAUUUUCAUCUCAGCAGAUGCAACUUCUACCAAGAUGUCCAUUGAAAAAGAAAUGACCUUACCAGCAACACCAAGACUCAUCAUGCUUGGUAAUUCCUUACUGACUUCAUCCAAGUGGUUCAUCAGCAUUGAAGGCAGAGUGUCACAUUCAAUAGACAGCCAGCUUGACUUCGCGGCAGCGUUGGCUGUGUUCUUCGGGUGCUUCUAUGUUUUCAAUAUAGAGUACGAAGAGUCGGCCAUCGCCACCCUUGAGCUCAUUCAGAGGUUCUUCGUACGGAUUAAUACAGAGGGCACUAAGUGUACAUCUAAGUCAGGCACGAGUCGAAAAACCGGGUCAGCCGUCCAGAGAAAAUCCCAAAAUUUUCAUCCUCGUGUGGCUACAUUUAUGCAGAGACUUUCCGAAUUUGAGUGGAAGACGUCGAAUUAAUGUUCUCUUCAUCCUAGCCAUGCACGGACUACUGCUACUACCACAGUGAACUAUUACUUCUGUGAUUUUUAUUUUACUUUGGUAACUUGACUUUUUACUUUGUUUUCCUUGUUCUGCUCUACUGGAAUGUUGCUGGAAUGUUUGUAUUACUCUUUUACUAUGAUUUAUUAAAAUAUGUUCAAACAAGUCAUCCUUGCAGCAAUAAAGAAAGUAUAUAAACUGUUAAA
Molecule: messenger RNA, 4667 nt
Organism: Paramisgurnus dabryanus
Lineage: Eukaryota; Metazoa; Chordata; Actinopteri; Cypriniformes; Cobitidae
Source: RefSeq, a predicted model, not a curated record